Molecule: messenger RNA, 834 nt
Organism: Ilex paraguariensis (yerba mate)
Lineage: Eukaryota; Viridiplantae; Streptophyta; Magnoliopsida; Aquifoliales; Aquifoliaceae
Source: the annotation of a GenBank genome assembly
AUGGCCCUUCCCAAAUCACGCUUUGUGGUUGUUGGUAUUCUAGAAGCCCUUGGAGUUGUUGCUGGGAUGUCAUCUGGAGCUAUGCUUCCUGGACCAGCUAUACCCAUAUUGAAUCAGACGUUCUUGGUGUGGCAGUUGGCUUUUUCUACCCUUCUGCUAGGAAGAAUGUACUCACUAAACCAAAUAGUUGGAUGCUCACUCGUUGCUGUUGGAGUGGUUGUGGCAGUUGCAAGUGGAUCAGACACUGGUCAAAUGCUAUCUGGAAUUGCAUUUGUGUGGCCAAUUUUGACAAUAGCUUCAGGUGCUUUUCUAGCCGGUGCAUCUAUUCUCAAGGAAUCUGUAUUUAUUGAUGCUGCAACCCGCCUGAAGAGGUCAACAAUCUAUCCAGGGAAAAUCGCUCGACAUAUUUGUUGUCAAUUCUUUUGGAUCUGGAUUCAGGCUCUUUUUGUACUUCUAUUUCUACCUUUCCUGUCAAACAUGAAAGGUAUACCAUUUUCCCAGCUCCCUUCGUACCUUAUCAGUGGUGCUGGUUGCUUUUUCAAUACUGGAAUCAAUACACCAGAUUGCAAUGGAGCGCCACUCUUACCCCUACUUUACAUGGUUACCAACAUUGCUUUCAACAGAUCGAAACUCCAUCUAUUAAAGAUAUCCUCUGCAGUUAUUUCUUCCCUUGCUGUGACUGCAUCAGUGCCACUCGCAAUUUAUAUUCUUUCCCUUCCAUUGCCAUAUCUCCCUGAAGGAACAAGCUUGAGCCCAUUUUUCCUUUUUGGCAGUAUGAUUCUCGUGGUGGGUCUCAUUUUUUACAACUUACCGCGACCUCUGAAGGACUCUUGA